Beta vulgaris subsp. vulgaris (sugar beet) is the source of this 1832-nucleotide messenger RNA. RefSeq names its product amino acid transporter AVT1I. The transcript is spliced from 2 exons. Gene Ontology annotation, cellular component: plasma membrane. NCBI's taxonomy places the organism in Eukaryota, Viridiplantae, Streptophyta, Magnoliopsida, Caryophyllales, Amaranthaceae. The record is from RefSeq and is a predicted model, not a curated record. Bases 453 to 1694 code for a protein of 413 amino acids.
CUAUGAAUUUAUUAUUGAUAAUUAAAUUUAUUUUAUGAAAGUGGUAGACUAAAAAGUAUAUAAAAAUCAAUAGAAUAAAAUAACUGGGCAUAUAAAAUUCGGCGUACGUACAAGAUUUGCUUUCAUUAAGCUUAUGCAUGUAUGCUUUAAGAUCAGACUUUCCAAGUUUUUUUUUUACUCUGGCAUACUUGAUUAGAGAGAUUAGUUCACAUUUAAUCGUAAUUUAGCCUAAAACAUAGGCUAUACAUCUCAAUGAAUAUAACACAUACCCCUCAUAAGCCCCUCAUAAGCAAUAUCCGGUCCAAAUGGGAAUUCUGUUAGCAUGUAAGACCAACCGAUCUCCAUCUUCGCCCAUGUACCAAAUAUUUCGCCACAACCCUGACUGCUUCUUGGCAUCGUGACUAAUGAAGACUCUAAGCAAAGUUUCUUGAAAUUUAAAAGUUUGGAAAUAAAUGGAGUUGCAGGCGAACAACAAUCAGUUGUCCCUUAUAGAAGGCAACACUUCUUUAUUCAAGACUGUCUUCAAUGGUGCCAACACCAUUCUAGGAAAUGGAGUUUUAUUAGUUCCAUAUGCAUUAGCUUCGGGAGGUUGGUUGAGCUUAGCUUUGCUUUUCACCAUAUCGAUUCUUGUUACCUACACAGGCCUUCUAAUAAAAAGGUGCAUGGAAGUCGAUCCUAGAAUCAAAUCUUAUCCUGACAUAGGAGAACAUGCAUUUGGAAAAACUGGUAAAACAAUUGCAUCAAUAAUUCUAUAUGUAGAACUUUAUAUGGGUACAACAGGUUUUCUAAUAUUAGAAGGAGACAAUCUACACAAAUUAUUUCCAAAAGUGGCAAUAAAUAUACUUGGGAUAUCACUUAAUGGAAAAUCAAGUUUCAUUAUAAUCAUCGCGCUGAUUCUUCUCCCUACUGUGUUGUUGGAUAACUUAAGCAUUUUUGCGUACAUCUCUGCUACCGGUUGUUUAGCUGCUCUUUUGGUACUUGGAUCAAUUUUAUGGGUGGCUGCAUUCAAUGGUGUUGGAUUCCACCAAGCUCAAAAUGCGUCAUUCCUGAUUAACUGGAAAGGGUUGCCUACUGCUAUCAGUUUAUAUAUGUUAUGCUAUACUUCACAUCCAGUUUUUCCAACCUUAUACACUUCGAUGCAAAAGAAACAUCAUUUCUUUAAGGCAAUGUUGUUUUCGUUUGUCUUUGCUACCUUUGUAUAUGCUUCAAUGGCGAUUUUAGGGUACUUAAUGUUUGGUUCACAAGUUGAGUCACAAAUAACUUUGAACCUUACAACAGAAAGGGUAGCCUCGAAAAUUGCGAUAUAUACUACGGUGAUAACUCCUCUAGUAAAAUACGCACUAUUGUUGAAACCUGUGGUUAUUACUACAGAAAGUUGGCUUUCAAGCAAGUACAUGGAGAAUAUGUUUAUCAAGGUUGUCAUCAAAUUGUUUUUGGUUGUUACACAAGUUUUUGUAGCGUUGGCGUUUCCGUUCUUUGGAUAUCUAAUGGCACUUGUUGGAGCAUUGUUAGGUGCUCCAAGUUCACUUACAAUUCCAUGCUUGUGCUACUUGAAAACUUCAAACAACCAACCUAACCAAGGGGUACUUGAGCGUGUCUUCAUUUGGGGAAUUGUCUGCUCAAGUAUAUUGAUUCUGGUAUCUGGUACAUACACCUCUGUGGUAAAUAUAGUAGAGGAAUUCACGGAUAAAUAGUUGAACUUUUCCUCCAAAGUUUGUAUGGUAUUCCUUGUCAUGUGUGUUUGUUACAGAUCACUUGACAGCUUUUAAGGAAUUAUUUCAGAUUAAUAAUGUAGUAUUUUCUUUAUAGAAUGUUAUAUGGUUAUUUCGUAA